Molecule: messenger RNA, 1431 nt
Organism: Vicia villosa (hairy vetch)
Lineage: Eukaryota; Viridiplantae; Streptophyta; Magnoliopsida; Fabales; Fabaceae
Exons: 1
Coding region: 1-1431 (476 amino acids)
Biological process (GO): proteolysis
Molecular function (GO): aspartic-type endopeptidase activity
Source: RefSeq, a predicted model, not a curated record
AUGGAUAAAGGGUUAAUUAAGCUGGAGGAACACUUUGAGGAGGAGUAUGUAGCCAUGGUAGAUAGGAAUGAGCCAUUGAUGAUACCCAGUCAAGGGGCGAGGAAACCAUUAAUCAUCCCAUGUUCUAAACCACCACUGCGGAUACCCACACAAGAACACACCAGGGUUAUCCCGGUUAAUCAGAACAAAGCUCCAUAUCCUUUGGACAAAAUGAAAACAGUACCUUGGGAAUACAUUUCCGGAGCUAAUACUGCUGUGUCAAACAUCGUUGGACCUGGAGGCAUAACCCGUAGCGGUCGCAUAUUCAAAACUGCACAGGCACAACAAAAGCCUAAUGAAAACUUGACACAAGCUAGUGAUCAAGCUGCUACGAGACCAAGUGUAGAGGCUACCCCCAAGGAUAAGGAAGCCACUGAUAAGGAUGCUGAGGAAUUUUUGGCUUUAAUCAAGAAGAGUGACUAUAGGGUGGUGGAUCAGUUACAACAGACACCUUCCAAAAUAUCACUCCUAUCACUAUUGGUGCACUCCGAGAAGCAUCGAGACGCCUUGAUGAAUAUUCUGAAUGCCACACAUGUAACUAAAGACAUCACUAUAAAUCAGUUCGAUGGGAUGGUGGCUAAUCUCUCUGAUGGGGCAUGUCUGGGGUUCAAUGAUCAUGAGUUACCUCCACAAGGAAAGGCGCACAACAAGGCCUUGCACAUCUCUAUACAAUGUGGAAAGGCUCAUCUAUCUAGGGUUCUGAUUGACACAGGUUCGUCACUAAAUGUGAUGCCAAAAGCUACCCUCGACAAGAUAGCCUUGGAAGGUCUCGUUGUCAGACCAAGCCGUCUAGUGGCCAAAGACUUCGAUGGGUCGCAGAGUACGAUGUUUGGAGAAGUAGAUCUUCUUGUUUUAGUUGGUCCUCAUACCUUCUGUAUCAACUUCCACGCAAUGGAGAGAGAACCGGCUUACACUUGCCUACUAGGGCGUCCUUGGAUUCAUGCAGCUGGGGAAGUCACAUCCAUCCUCCAUCAAAAGAUAAAGUUUGUGGAUGGAAACUCCGUAAUAACCAUCAAUGGGGAGAAAGACAUAUUCUUCAGCAACUUGGAUUCAUACAAAUACAGUGAGGUUGGAGAAGGACCGUUAGAAACUGCAUUCCAAGCGCUAGAGAUUGCAACUGCGGUCACACUGCCUGUGGAGAAAAUGCGAAGGGAGGUAACAUCGUGGAGAGACCUACAAGACCUGAAUGUGGAAGGCUGGGGCAAAGUACCAGAAAUCUUGGAGAAGAAGGAUCGCUUAGGUCUAGGAUAUCAACUGUCGAAGAUCACAAGCGUUGUGAUGGAGGAACAACGAUUCCCCCCGAUUAUGGAGACUUUCGUGACAGGCGGAUAUGAACAUGUGGCUAAGAUAUCCAACAUGGAAUCUAAGGAGGGAACAUCCAACUUCAUCUGA